Tupaia belangeri chinensis (Chinese tree shrew) is the source of this 981-nucleotide messenger RNA. RefSeq names its product olfactory receptor 2S2. Gene Ontology annotation, molecular function: olfactory receptor activity; G protein-coupled receptor activity. Gene Ontology annotation, biological process: G protein-coupled receptor signaling pathway. The record is from RefSeq and is a predicted model, not a curated record. Lineage: Eukaryota; Metazoa; Chordata; Mammalia; Scandentia; Tupaiidae. The transcript has a single exon. Bases 22 to 981 code for a protein of 319 amino acids. Gene Ontology annotation, cellular component: membrane.
UGAUGCCGUAGAGAAAAACACAUGGAAAAAGACAAUCAGACUGCCCCUGUGAUGGGGUUCAUUCUCCUGGGACUCUCUGCCCACCCAAAGCUGGAGAAAAUCUUCUUUGUGCUUGUCCUGCUCAUGUACCUGGUGAUCCUGCUGGGCAAUGGGGUCCUCAUCCUGGUGACCAUCCUUGACUCCCGACUUCACACGCCCAUGUACUUCUUCUUGGGGAACCUCUCCUUCCUGGACAUCUGCUACACAACCUCCUCAGUCCCACUGUUCUUGGACCUUGUCCUGACUUCACAUAAAACCAUCUCCUUCUCAGCCUGUGCUGGGCAGAUGGGUCUCUCCUUUGCCAUGGCAGGGACAGAGUGUCUGCUCCUGGGAAUGAUGGCGUUUGACCGCUACGUGGCCAUCUGCAACCCCCUUAGGUACCCUGUGGUCAUGAGCAGGGCUGCCUACGUGCCCAUGGCUGCCGGCUCCUGGGCUAUAGGUGGGGCGGCUUCUGCAGUACACACCCCCUUGGCAAUUCAGCUGCCCUUUUGUGGGGACAAUGUCAUCAACCAUUUCACCUGUGAGAUCCUGGCUGUCCUAAAAUUGGCCUGUGCGGACAUCUCCAUCAAUGUGAUCAGCAUGGAGGUGUCAAAUGUGAUCUUCCUGGCAGUGCCAGUGCUGUUCAUCUUGGUCUCUUAUGUCUUCAUUAUUAUCACCAUCCUGAGGAUUCCUUCAGCAGAGGGGAGGAAAAAGGCCUUCUCCACCUGCUCUGCCCACCUCACAGUUGUGAUCAUCUUCUAUGGGACCUUAUUUUUCAUGUACACCAAGCCCAAGUCUAAAGACUCACUGGAGUCAGGCAUGGAGGACUUUUCAGACAAGCUCAUCUCCCUCUUUUAUGGGGUGGUGACCCCCAUGCUGAACCCCAUCAUCUACAGCCUAAGGAACAAGGACGUGAAAGCUGCUGUGAGAAACCUGUUGACUCAGAAAUGCUUCAGCCAGUGA